AGGAAGCCAAAAUUUGAACUGCACUCACGGAGGCCGCUUCCCCAUUCUCCUCCACCAACCAACCCAUGGAGAUGGAGGGAUCCCUCCACCUGCGCCGGACGAUGCUGGAGCAACGUGCGGCGAUCCAGCGCCGGAUCUGCAACGGUCGGGAGCGCGCCGCCUCCUCCGCCUUCAGCGCCGCCCUCCUCUCGGCCCGCGCCAUCGCCGACCAAGCCGUCUCCCACCGAGAAAAACUCAUCGGACAAAAAGAUCAGCUCCGGAAAUUUGAAGCAGAUCUUGCAGAAGCUCUCUCCAUCCAAAGAAGCAAAAAGUCAAAAUAUAAGCUCAUCAGUGAGUCAAUUUCGAACACCACUGCCACAAAUGAGCAGCUCAGAAGCUUGGUCAUGGAUCAGACGGCUAGGAGAGAUAAAUAUGCGGAUAUCAUAUCAAAUCAGCUUGAAGCUAUUGAAGAUCUUGAAGCUAACAGCGAUGCAAAAGGGAAAGAGGACCUAGAUGAAGCUGUUAUGUGGUACAAUAAAUUUCUUGGUUUUCAAGUUGUUGGAGGAGAAGGGGUGAAAUUUGUGUUCAACAAAAUUGACAUGCAAAGUCCUGACAAGGAGUAUUCGUUUUGCAUAAAGCUCACCAAAGAAAGAUACAACUUACUCCAGUGUGUUCCCUCUGUGGAAGGCUCCAAAGAGUUGGUGAAUGAUCUUAACUGCAAUAACGAUCUGUUCAAAUUUGUGAGAAUCAUGAGAGAGAGGUUCCAGGCUGCUACAAUAUGUGGGGUCCUUCCGGCUAACUCAUUUUGCCUGGGCACGUCAUCCAUAACAUCUUCAUCACCGUCAGCCUUAUCAGUUGAUUCAAGAAGUGAAAAUAACACCAGUCAAAGUCAUACUCGAAGUGGAGCUAGGAAUAAGGAAAUUCCUACUAAGAAAGGACUACCUUCCCGAUCAGCAACAUCUCCUGGUACCAUGCUAUCUAGCGUGCGUCGCUCCCCACGAAUUCUUGAACGCCGCUAAAGUUGACAGAUGGCUCUGAUGUAGCAAAUUCUCGGCUGGGCAAAGUGACUAGCAAGCAGUGGGCUGUACACUUGAAUAGACACAGGGAGAUCCAUCUUGGAGGGCUCCUCAUUCUUCAUCAUGACUUCAUUAUUCCGCGCCUUCUUGUUCUCUCGAGUCUCGAUCGAACAGCAAUGGGUCGUGGAGAUCUGUACAUUAAAAAUUUAAGCAUCUUCAUGUUGCGUUGAUCAGGUAUAAAAAAAAUUAUCUUCUGAUCAAUCCUCUGUUGCUUUUCAUUUCUCACCGGAACCUCUCGGUUUCACUGUUUGUAUUACCUAAUCUUCUUAAUAACCAUGGUAUUGUAAGGUUCUUAACUGUUGUCGCAUCAGUAAGGCUGGCUGUAAGAUGUAUGUCUGCUAGUUCUUGCAGUGUGUCCAAGUUAUCGGGCUGUAAACUGCUUUCAAAACUGCCUUUGAGGUGUUCGCCUAAAUUUUGCAUGUAAUUUUACAUGUUGACA
Molecule: messenger RNA, 1494 nt
Organism: Phragmites australis (common reed)
Lineage: Eukaryota; Viridiplantae; Streptophyta; Magnoliopsida; Poales; Poaceae
Product: kinetochore protein SPC25 homolog
Exons: 8
Coding region: 66-998 (310 amino acids)
Biological process (GO): chromosome segregation
Cellular component (GO): Ndc80 complex
Source: RefSeq, a predicted model, not a curated record